AUGAGUUUCGUCUUGGACCAGGUCCAACGGAUUGAUGCUUCUCUCGAUCGCUUCCAACUGCGACUCGCGGAAGAUGAAAAAUGCGGCGUGAAGAGUAGUGAGGUGGUUGGAAAAGAAUUGGAUCCCCAAAUUGUUGCGUUGCAGGGUGCGAUUCGGGGGCUCUCUGCUCCUGCUGACGGGAGCAGCAGUGCGAAAGGGUUGGUGAAGAUCGGGACGAUCCGGGGGCUCUUGAAAGUUUUAUUGAGUGAGGAUGUCGCUGGGGCGCAAGGGGCGGCGGAAGACGACGACGACGCAGCAGCAGCAGGGCGGAAAGAUGCGUAUCGGGAAGAGCUGGAGUGGUUGUUGGUCUGCAAAGCCACGACGCAGGUCUAUGGACAUGUGCUGGACAGGAUCCUCGAGGAAGCGGUGAAUCUGAGUGAGGAUCUCUGGUACUGGGAUGAAGUGCUCUCUUCGCGCGCAUACACGGCCCUCUACAGCGUUCAGACUUCUCCUCUCCGUCUAUGGGCUUGGACGGGGAUGGUCUGGCAGGAUGUCAAAUCACGCGGAGGGAAUUUCAGUUUCCAGGGAGUAGGGCAAGAUGCGCAGGAUACCGUCACGGGGCGAUGGAAGGAAUUCUAUGGAUUGGUCAGACAGGUGGUGAAGGAGAGAAGUGUGAAGGAAGUGCACAAACAGCUCUUGUCGCCCGUGACUAGGAUUCGCAGCGAGGUGAGGCAGAAGCAGGAAGCGCUGAAGAGGGUGCGGAUACGGCAUGCGAAUGCCUUGGGCGUUCUCCUGGGUGAAGGGUUGGGGAAUGAGAGUACGACGGGGGGCGUCUUUAACAUCCUCCCGAACGCGCAGACGCAGUAUUUACAACGCAAGUUGCGGGCUUCCAUCGCGAGGAACGUGGGCUUGAUGGAGGCUGUUCUGCUCAAGAUCAAUGACUCGAAGACUCCGACUGAAAAGUUCGAUGCGGCUGUGGGAGAGCUGACGGAUGAUGAUCCGUACUUCACUUCGGAGUCAGCGGACCUCAACCUGCCUGCGCAGGCAGUCGCGGAGAGGCUUGCGAGGGUGUUGACGCUUGGCCUGUCGCAGUAUCAGACUUCUACAAGCUUGGCGGUUCAAGAGCAUGGAAAGCCUUCCAGGGUGGUGAGGUACUGGCUUCCUGUGACGAUUGGUGUUCUCUCGUCAAGCACGAUACUUCGAAUACUGGCGCACCGCCAAGCAGAAGUGGUACAAUGGAUCCAAGACUUGGGGACGACCGUCGUGGAUUUCUGGCAGAACUGGGUCGUGGAGCCUACAAGGAAUCUCAUCAAGACAAUACGGCACGACGAGGGUAGCGAGAUCAGCAUCAUGUCUAAGCGUUCUCUGGAGGGCGAUCGGGAUAGCCUGGAGAGGAUGGUUGUCGACUUUGCCAUUGAUAAUCCCACCAACGCGACUGGGUCCAACUCAAGCCUUACGGAGACCGAGAUUGCAGAUAUCCGGUCGAAGGUCCGGGAAGGCGAUUUGACACCAGUACUCAAGGCUUAUGAGAAAGACUUGACGUCGCCAUUGAUGGGAGCUGUCCGUGGCAAUCUGAUCCGAGCUCUUCUUAUCCAGAUUCAGAAGACGAAGGUGGAUGUUGAAAUUGCCAUGGGAGGGAUCGACUCUCUGCUCAAGUCACAAGAGCUUCUGAUCGGCUUCAUAAGCCUGACACCAGGCCUGUUGGUCGCAUACGGUGUCACGCGCUACAUUCGCGCUUCGCUGACCCAGAAGCGUGGCUCCAAGGCUCAACGCAAGCAAGGCAAGAUGCUCCGCCAACUCCGCAAUGUUGACCGCAUCAUGACCAGCAGCACGCCGACGGAAUACGGAGAGCUGUCGUACAAGGAUCAAGGACUGCUCCUCUGCGAAGUGCACGUACUGAGAGAGGCAGCCAGGAUGACGAUGCCUGGGGAGAUCUACCGGGAGUUUAGCGAGGAGGCCGACGAGCUUUGUGAUGUGCGCGUGGGGAUCGAGAGGCAGAAAGCUGUUGCGAGUCGAAUGAGAUGGGCGUACGGGAAAUGGCUCACCUAG
Messenger RNA from Lecanosticta acicola, 2028 nucleotides. NCBI's taxonomy places the organism in Eukaryota, Fungi, Ascomycota, Dothideomycetes, Mycosphaerellales, Mycosphaerellaceae. The record is from the annotation of a GenBank genome assembly.